AUGGAAGAAGGGUAUGAGCAGAUGAUGAACUUGAGGACCAAAAGUCAGCUUGAAAGACACGUGGAGAUGGAAGAAGGGUAUGACGAACUUGAGGUCGAUUCUACUGGACAAGAAGGCUCCGCCAGUGGGAAUCUUCAUGGUGUGUCAGCUGCCCAAGGAGGAGCUCCUGUUCAUCAACAACAUAAGCUGCAUCAGAAACAACUACCUCAAGAACAAGCUCUUGUGAACAACGCUGCCGACCAGGAGCACUGGGCCAAAAGUCAGCUUGAAAGACACGUGGAGAUGUAUGCGAUAUUGCGGGAGUGGCGUAUGCGGCCAGAGUGGGCUGCUCACCCAAAUGAAUACGACUUGACGAACCUCAUUUAUUCCGUUACUCCACUGGUUAAGGCUCAAAGUAAUUAACAUUUGCAAGGCUCAUUUCCCGCUGCUUCCUUCUAUCUUGAGAAAGAGAAUCUGAAGAAAGGAACUGAAGAAAUGAAUUGUUUUGCGCUCUAAACUGGAGAGUCGUGGUUACCACGUGUACGAGGCACUGCUUCGCGAUGAGAAAAACCAUCAAAAAGCACUGAUAAAGAUGAAGGCAGCGGAGCGUCAAAAUACUGCGAUGGAAAUGAUGAAUGAGAAUAUAGCCGAAGAAAAUGUAGAUCACACCAGUUCUAGUACGGAAAUGGGUCGUGACGUCGAUGAAGAAGAUCAUGAUGAACAAGCUGUACUAGAUGGAGGUGGCAAAAUUGCUCGUAGUGCAGUUACAACUGGUGCUAGAAGUACAUCUUCUAGAAGAACUUCUACUGGGUCCUCGUCAUCUAUUACUACAUCUAGAACUUCUAGAAGUACUUCUUCAUCUAGUAGAAGAACUGCUAGUGCUACAACCAAAGCACCAGAUGAAGACAUCGCAGUUGAAGAAGUAUUUGGAGAAUUCUCUUUGUCGCAGCCUGAACGCCAUGCUCUAGCCGAAAACACGUUUGUUACGCGUGGCGGCGUUCCACAUGGUGACCAUUACCCCUUCUUUCAGCGAAUUUCAGAACUGCUAUUCCAUCGAAGACAACGAAUGCAACAGCGACAAGUUACAACAUCUACUUCCUCACCACUUAAUGGAGGUGUAGUCACUUCUACUUCAUCACAAGAGAAUAGCACAGCCUUUUCAAAUCAGCGUCAUCCCAAGGAUAGGAACAGCACCUCUGCGAGUAGUCUCCUGACUGAAGAACAAGAAGAAGACGAAGCACUCUUUCCCCAUAAAGGACGCGUUUUCAGGCAUCUGGCUGACCACGUGAUAGCUCAUGUCGGUCCUACGGCGUCGCAGCUGCAACAACUAUCGACCCCCUCGAAUCCAGACCAACCUCAUCAACAGCAACCAAUCACUUUGUCGAUUUUAAGGCAACAUGAUUCAUGAUUCAAAAUGUUACAUGGAGUUUGGACGAGGAACAAAGUUGUCGAGGAAGCUGAUGAGUACUUUCUUUCCACAUGUAAUUUAGUAAUACUAAGUAAAAAUGUUUGUUUGUUUGUUUUGAUGCGCUCCGGGCGACGCGUACGAUCCCGCUGGAUUUCUUUGUGCUCUGUGUGUGUAGUGCUAUGGUCGUCAUUGCGAUCGACUAUGGUUUCAUGUCAGGUCGCCACAGUCCCCGCCAGCUGCGGCUUUUGUGGCAUGUUCUAAUCAACGAAUCGUCGGAUAAGGACAAUGAAAGGAGUCGCCACGACGUCAUUAUCCCGAAGUCACCUGCUUGGAUUAUCUCAUCUGUGAACGACCUAGCCAACGCACUUUUGGACGAGGGGAAGGCUUCCUCAGAUGGUGUCAGUCGGAAUCUUAAGGCGAGUCGUGCCUCAGAAAUUGAUUCCAUUCUGUCUGAACAUCAUUAUCGAUCCGUGAUCCGUAACUGAAGACUCCUUUGUUGUAGUUUUUCACGUACAACUCUGUAGGUGGAAAACCCUAACUUUAUUUUCUUCUUUUAAAGUGAACACCCGGGAUCAUAGUCAUACUAGCUUCUUGCAGGAAAGAUGCAAGUGCAACUAGUUGUAAGGUUGUAGCUGGCUCUUCUAACAAGGAAGAUGCUGGAGUGGUAGGCUCGUUGAUUAUGUCAGAAAUCGACAGUACUGGUUUGGGUGCGUUGAACACCCGACUCCAGGAGUCGCCAAAUGGUCGCUUGUUGGGUGCCACAGAUCAGGCUUUGAAGUGGACCAGCACAAUUUACCACUUUGGAGAUGGAGAGGCUCAGGAUUCUUAAGGCUUCUAUAUUCUCUAAUGAGUGAAGUUGAAGAUACUAGGUUGAGACGAAAUAUCCUUGUUUCUGGACCACUUUUUUGUUAAGACAGUACGCAUCUUCAAGAUGUUACGUAUGUAUCUAUCUUCAAGAUAGUGCUCUUCUGUAAAUUGCAAACUGAAACAAGCUCUAAGAUCAAAGCACCAUAUCCGAUACAGGAGAUGCAGCAGAGCGAGACCCUCUGUCCCAGCAGAUCUCCAGUGUUGAGUCCCUUCCUCUAGAGUUUGCUGGGCAUGCCGCUUUGCGUAAUAGCGUUGAUGAUGUUUAAGGCCUCUUGAUGUAAUUCUUCAAAUUCUUCAUUUGAAGAUCAAGCUUAUAAUUAGAUCCGUUUAGAAGGACGAGAAAUAGAAAUACAUAUUCAUCUAGUUGGUGCUUGACAAGCAAGCAUUUGUGAGCAUCUUUGACGUUGACCACCUUGAACUUGAUUUUGAGCGGUUUCCAAAGGGCAAAUACGCGUUUAACUUUUCAACGGAAAAAGAAAACGCGUACGUGUAGUCAAAGAUUAGAAGAAGUCUAACUGCGUACUACUCAAAACUUGAAUCGAUGAAUAUGAGCAACCACAAUUACAAGCUGUAAGCUCUUCUUCUAAGAUAUGAAGUGGCAACCUCCCAAAGAGGGUGGCCUCAAGUCGGUGUUUUACGACAGAUCUUUGACCAGGGAACCUUUUUUGAGGUCUGUCACAGAUCUCAACAUUGUGUUGGCGACCACCGAACAAGAGAAGGCAAAGCUGGAAAACAUGAUGGAGGAGGUAGUCAACGACCGUGUAGAAGAAAAGCGAAUCCUCAGAUACUUUGGCGAAAAACGAAUUAUGAUCCAGAACCAGAUAGAGAUAUUAAAAUGACGACGCAGUAUCAAUUCUGCCGAUGAUCACGUCGUACAGUCAUUCGAGACGCAAUGAUGAUGUAUCAACUCUCAGUCAACAUCGUUUCUCUUCGUAUCCUCACGCACUACAUGAUCAUGUCUCUGUUUCUAUCCUCACGCGCCACUCUCUCCUCUAGACUAAGGUCUUCUAAACUAAGGUCUUCUAUGUUUCUAUCCUCUAAACUAAGGCCUGAGAUACGCGGCCUGGAUCGGACGAUCUACUACCCAAGUGCCAGAGGAGUCGUGACCGCGAGGCACCCAACAAGCGGAAUCGCAUACGCAGUUGUAGACUCUAGCUAUCCUUAUGGCCAAUGUAUGUGAGUGUGACAAAAAUUUUACAUUCCCUCUGUUUAAUAAAAUAUCCUGUCUUUGGUCUUCCUCGCUUCAUCAACAUUACAUUCCCGCCUUGUUCACGGUCACUCGACUUCACAUCAUCAUGACAAUGAACUCUCCUGCUCAAACUUCUGAAGAGUGGGUGCGUGUUACAACACCUACAGCAAUAAGAACUUGAAGAACUUGAAUAUUGUCUUCUAGCAAUUAAUCUGAGAUACUGGACGAGAUCGUCCCCCAACGCUCCUGCUUCUAACUCCCAACCUACGAAAAUUGCGGUGGCCUGUGCGGUGAAGUAUUGUACGAUCCGUAUUGGGAACGCAUGAUACAACUAGGAUUACGCGACUCCAAGUUGAUGCGCAAGGUCAUGACUAUGCAACAAGGUCAGGCGGGCGGGGAGCAGUAAGUUUACAACUGCAAGGUCGGGCUGGUGGGGAACAGUAAGUCUACUGGGUUUCUAAGCUGGUCAACUUAGAAAGGGUUCCAGGACGAGUGGGCAUUUUUGGAAUUGGAAUUGGUGGAAUUUUGGGGCCAGCAGUUGGCUGGGGUUCUCCUGGGUAUUCUUGGGAUCAUCCUUGGGUCUUUAGGAAUUUUCGAAUUGAAAAGUGGGCAUCUGGUGGUCGUGGUGUCCUCUUGUGCUUGUGGGUAGUUAUAAGUACAUGAUAUCAGGCUUGUUUGAAAAAGUGAGUUGUAGAAUCUAUUUGGUGGAUUUGUUGAAGAUGAUGUGGAGCUGCAGUGAGUCGCUUUCAAUCGAGAGGUUGAAAAAGACACCUCUCGCUGUCGCUAGGCACAUCAUCAUCACCAUCUCACUAGAAGUGCGUUGUUCAAAAUUUCAGCAAACUGCUAGUUUUUCUGAGCAAGAAGUAGAUAUAGAUGGAUGGGGCUCCUCGUCCUGUCUGUAUCUCUAUAUAUAAAAGCUCCUUGUUUAUCUCCUCUGUACUAGAUGGGAAAGCGUGUUGAGGUACGUUUUCCUAGGCGACGCCUAUUUUGGAGUAGCAAUGUAAACGUCAGCAUUAAACGCCGUACGAGCCCUGUUUUGUUACCUCUUGUUUAUAAUUUGUUUCUGAAUCAUGAUCAUCUCCACCUCCUCAAACUCGAUUAUAUAUUUAUACGUUGUAGUAAGUCUGGUCGUAUCUAUACCUAUAAACCUUUAUGAUGCGUCUAAACAGCACCUUAAAGGCAAGAUGAGAUAUGAUCGACUUGUAUUUCACGGUUUUCGUCACAUGAAUUCUAUAGUUGUGACGCUGGAGAAGAGGGCUUUGAUAUGAAGAUGUUUUGGGUGCCCUCCGUGUAGGUGUGUAAGCUCGUUAGCGUUCGAAAACUGAACAGGAGGUCAUGAUACUACGUACAGGUAGGUACAUGAAUGACAAAAUGAACAGCUUCAGAUUUAACUUUCUACUUUCCGGAAGAUGUUCUUUUCAUCAUCAAAUAAAAAUGACCUUGACGAACGACUAACUACUACUACUUCUAGGCCCACUAGAUACAGAGCUACAAUACAUUAUCAUUGUUCCUAUUCGUAAACUACGCUCCGUAGAUUAUAUUCAAGAGCUAUUCCUACUGUUCAUUUUGAUUAGUCUUUUGAGUAUCAAUGAAUUCGAAUGAGCUAUCGCGUUCCUUGAUUUUGGUGCUAGUCAAUGGGAAAGAAUUGUGACUCAUUGACUCAAUUUUUUCGUCUACUUCUAGAACGUCAACACAACUCGCUAAGUCCCCUCGGUCUAUCUCGGAGCCAAUAUUUUCGUAGACAGAAACUCGAGGUGCUUCAUCUGUUUUAUAUUUAUUAGGUUACUUGGGCAAUUUGAUUUCAUCAUGCAUCUUUCAGCAAAGGACUCACCCAAUAUCAGGUGUUGAUCUGAAGACUUCAGUUUGUUGUGUCUUUGUACCAUGCCAACUAAAAAUGUCAAGAUAGGGAUAGUCGUGUGAAAAUUUAUUAAUAGUUGAGAACCAGAACGAAGAGCUAGAGCUUCCUGUUGUAUAUCUAUCAGUGUCACUUCUUUCAGUCAUGACCCUCGUGGUUUAACUUUUAUGAGGUUGAGGGCGUGAGCAGCUACAACAUCAACAACCUCGCACUUUUUUUUUCUGAAGAUUAGAAGAACUAAGAGAGUGUGUGCUUCCUUGUUCUUCAAAAUAGAUAGAAGAGCCAUACUACAUCAACGAACAUAGUUAGAAAACUUGACGUCGUGCUUACUUCUUCUUCUUGAUUGAUUUAUUUCAAUUUCUUCUUCUCUAGUUAGAAGGCUGGCAAUCGAGUAGAUACUUAAUACUUAUGAUGAUCAUUAUAGAAGAACAAGAAGAAAGUGAAAGAUGUGUAAUAUGUUGUUGUCUAGUUGUGCCUAUUUCUGUUAUUUUUGCGAUGCUGUGGCUGCUACACAAACUUUUUUUGUUGGUACCAACCAACGCAGCGUACUUCUGAAGCGAAAAAUGACAACUAUUCUCUAGACAAAGACGUAUUUAAGUACAAUUUUCCCCGAUUCCGUGCUCAAUACGCGUGGAUGAGGAGGAGACCCCAGUCAAGUCAAGUCAAUGAAGAUUUUGAUUUCUACUUGGUUCUUCCGGUUCUUAGUCUUGGUGCGCCCUUAUGGAGAUCAGGGAAGAGUAAUUUGGAUAAAUACCGUAGGAUAGAUACACAUGUAAGAGCUAGAAGCAGAACAUAGGGAAUGUUUUUAAGAUUACCGCGCACACUUGCUCACUUCACAACAACAUGAUCAUGACGAGAAAAAUACUACUCGACGCUGGAGGAUGAAAUAAUGCUUUAGCGCAACGACUAGGGCAUCUCCUCCUCAUAGUAAGACUAGAGCAUGGGCUGAACUCGGUUCACUCAAGAAGUUGCUACUGCCACUACUUCACUCGGCCCCGGCAGCCCUGUUCGGAUGACCAACGUUUAUCGAAAUGGUGAGAAAUUGUUGUUCGUUCUUCAUCGUAUGGAUUUAAUCAUAGGAUAUUAUAGAUACGAACCUGACUGGGUACAGGUACUGGGUACAUUCAAUCACUCACUCAUUAUAAAAAGAGGUUUUAGAAGAUUUUGAUAUUAAGAUAGAGAUACAACCAACCUUACACUCAACGGUCGUGUGUACGUAGGAUAUCGUUAUCUUAUGCCUAUAUGUUGGCCGAAAAGUGCUGUUCCCGGGACAAUUGUCUUGAUUCGGUUAAUGUCGUCCUGGAUGUCGUCCUACAGCAGUGUUGAAGUUGCUCUUGCUGUCCUAGUUGGUUUGCUGUGCCUAUGGGACUGGGAUGUCUGAAGCUGUAUAAUUAUUGAACCUACUAGUAGAAGCUGGGGUAUUAAGUAACACAUACUGUCGUUGCUUGUGCUAGAUUGUGCGAGUACUAGCUAUGCGAGUACGUACCUCGUAGCUGUUGCUAUUUACUAAAAAAGGAAAUCAUGUUGUGGAUUUUCCACGUGCUAUUGAAGGGGACCACCACCACCAUAGACAUAGCAGAGUGGGAUGAAGCGCGGGAAUCGCUUUCUCUGCGCCCACCCGAGCUGGUGCGUCGAAUAAACUCGAAAAACCUGUAAUUGUAACUGUAUUAAGCUGCUUCCAGCUUUUCAAGAACAAGGGGGAAGUCGAAGUGCUCUUUCCUUCACUGAAAAGUCCUCCAAGCCAUGAGCUGCUUGAGCUGCUCAUACUUGUUGCUUUCAGCUGCUCACAGUUGUUGCUAAAGAACUCGAAUGUAGUUGUUGUUGAUAAAAUGGCUACUCCUUCGCUGUAGUGCUGGUAGUUGCUGUUGCUGAUGUUGUUGGUCGACGUGAUAGAGAAGUGGUGGACGUCAUAAGAUAUUGUUGUUGCUGCAAAUUGCUGUACGAGAAAUUAUUGGUUGCUCUUGCUGGUCGUGCUGGUUGUUCUGCUGCUCGUUGCUGAUAUUGUAUUUCUGCCUUUCUACUGCUGCAUAGUCGUGUCUUUUGAUUUCUCCGUUCGUAAGAUUAAGAUACUUACUCUUGAAGUGUUGAAGAUGUAGUCUGGGUUGUUUGAGAUGAAACAACCUCCAGGCAAAAAGAUGAGUCGAUUUCAGUCUACUCCUGAUUUCUUGAUACAAAUACCAAUACUAUCUAUGCUGAACAGAUGAAAAUAAGUAUGAAAAUAAAUUAUAGGGUGGGUGUGGGAUGGAUCGCGACAAGGACAACAAGGUCUAAUAGAGUCGACAUGGUCGAUCUCGUGAUGAAUCUAAGUACAAGAAUCCACUAAUUUGUAUUUAUGUAAAUUGUGUCGUACUUUUUCGUGUCUUUUUCUUCAUCCUAAUGAUUACUUACUUUCUCUUCUAGGUGGUAGGGGACAGUGCGUCGUAUCUUCGUACUCCACCGACCGCACCAGUAGCAGUACAUCUAAAUAAAUUGAAGAUGUAACAAAUCUAUGUCAUUUUUUUUGUGUCUUUGAGUUUGUUUUCUGGAUGAUGUAUCUAUCAAAAAGAGGUUGUAUUAUUUAUCGUCCCUAGCAAUUUUUACAAUAACGUAGAAGAUCGUAAAUAUUGUUGGUCACUCUGUCUUCCAACGUCGUCUUGAUCGAUAUAAAGAUUUAUCGACGGAUGUUGUCCUCAGUCAUUCAAAAGUGAGAAGUUGCUGUACUAUUGAAAUACGGAUAACAUAACUAUCUGUUUUUACAGGUGAACGAACUUUAAGUCUAGUUGUUCCCGCUUGUACUACUCGAUUCUGUAUAUCAUGUCUUCACGACCUCGAUCACUUUCAACUAAAACAAGAUCAUUAUUAUAUAUCGUCGAUAGUUUUUGUAGAUAUGAAAAAACGCUGCGGAGGAGGUUGACCGAACUACAAGAAAGUGAAAUCAGAAGAUUAAGAAGACAUCGUCAUCCUCCUUACAGAAAAAAGGCGUCGCUUUUUCAUCUUGUUAAUAAGAAUAGAAAGAGGAAAGAAAAAGAAUUAUACAGGCUUAUGUAGAGACAACAACAAAUUGAUUUUCCAUCCUGUAUUUCUAGGUAGUGAUUCGUGAAGACCUACAGUGAGGGAAGAACAAGAAAUAUGAUGGUGGAUUCACCGGGUACAGAAAAAAUUGAAGCAUUCAAAGAAUCUCUAAAGAAAGCACAGCCAAUCCUAGUAACGCUUUUCCCAUUAUGGAGUGAGUGUUAGAAUGAUCGUGUGUGUCUGUGAUGAUCGUAAUAAGCACAGCAUUGGGCGUUACGCACUACCCCUACUGCCCGUCUACCCCUUCUAGAAUUUCGUUUUACGGUGACCUAUCAUUGAAUCAUAAUUUCCGUUCAUUCUAAUCGUAUUACCCCGGAUAAGGAAACUAGUACUUAUGCUUAGACAGUUCAGGAAAAAGAACUAAAACAAGAACGAGGAGCAUCGCUUGAUACGGAAAGACGCAAUCAAAGCAGACGCAGAUGCUGAUGAAAUACUUACUACAACUCCUUUAAUAUGGAUCAAUGUGUUGAUACCUGUAGGACUAGGAGCUCAGUUACUCCUGUAACAGAA
Molecule: messenger RNA, 8859 nt
Organism: Amoebophrya sp. A25
Lineage: Eukaryota; Dinophyceae; Syndiniales; Amoebophryaceae
Source: the annotation of a GenBank genome assembly